Xenopus laevis (African clawed frog) is the source of this 1380-nucleotide messenger RNA. RefSeq names its product cell surface glycoprotein CD200 receptor 1-A (gene cd200r1.S). NCBI's taxonomy places the organism in Eukaryota, Metazoa, Chordata, Amphibia, Anura, Pipidae. The transcript is spliced from 6 exons. Bases 119 to 979 code for a protein of 286 amino acids. The record is from RefSeq and is a predicted model, not a curated record.
GGAACAGAGCAACGAGUCUCUCUUCCCAUGUGCCCAGAAACCUUCUGCAGUCAACACAAUGACCACAGCCGUAUAACACCCAGCAAUGAUGUAUUGUUUAGACUGAAGUCAUUGUAACAUGCCUUCUCUACAAGCCAUGCACCUUGUGGUCUGCCUGAUGCUGUUUAUUUCUGGCAAUGUGGCCACUGCAGUGUUUGUCCCUAGAGGGGAGACAGCAGUACUGGAGUGUGACAAGACACCUACAGGAGACCCCAUCAUAAUGAUCACCUGGAAGGUUCAUCAGCUGGAUAAUUCUCAUUGCGUUUAUUCAAACACAGGAAACAAAACGUUUAGUAACUGCAGCAACAGGAUUGAGUUAAACAGCGCCUCCCUCAGGAUAUAUAAUGCUACAGUAACUGAUGAUGGCAACUACACCUGUCAGACUGUAACUGCAGGAGGGACCUUCAUCAACCAUGUCGUUCUACAGGUUAUAGUUGAGCCUUCAGUGACAUUGAUAUUGAACAGGAAUAGCUUACCUGAGUGCCGGGCACAUGGGGGAAAUCCAGCAGCAAAUAUCUCCUGGGUGUCAGAAGCAGUUGGUUCCAUCACUACAAAGACGGCGAUGCAGCCAGAUAGGAACUGGACAGUUACCAGCACAUACACUGCAACCAGCAACAAUGUCACCCAAAUCACUUGUCUUGUGUCUCAUCCAAGUUUUUCACAUCCUCAAAAUCUUUCCAUAUUUAUUUCACCCAAUAAAGGCGAUGCAUAUGUUUUAUUGGUGGUGAUAUUUGCUGUCCUCGUUAUCCUCAUCAUAAUUGGAUUCCUGUUAUUCUGGACAAUGUCUCAAAGAUUCAGGACGUGUCUAAGCAAGGAAAUAAAAAACACAACUGUGACACCACAAGAUAAUGAUAAUGAGCAGAACAAGGAAGAUGUGGAGCCGUACGCCAGCUACACCCAGAAAAUAAACACCAUUUAUAAUUCUGUGUCAGAGAUGUAAAGGGAGCCGGGCAGCAGCCAAAGGAUCUUAUAAUACAAUCACAGACUUUCAUUAUUUAUAACGCUAAAAACUGAUCACUGUGUAUUAUACAAUAGGUUUCUUGGGUUAUUUUUCUGUUGAUUAACUGAAAUGUACAUAGAAGAAUUCAAAAUAACUGGGGAACGAAUGAGUCUGCCAGUCCAACAUCCACUGAAAAUAUUUCCACUAUUUUAUAGCACUUUAUGAAAUUGGAUUUUGCAAAUUGAUCUUUUUAUUUGUGUCCCAUGUUUUGUAUUCCUAAUGCAAAAGAUUAGUGCAACUUGACGCCUUUUAUAACGAAUCCAAAAUGGGAAACUGCAACAAUUAAUAUAAAAGUAAGAGGAUUCAGAAACCUGAAAUUAAAAUAUUUAAUUUUGACCCGA